This is a messenger RNA of Psylliodes chrysocephalus, 408 nucleotides long. NCBI's taxonomy places the organism in Eukaryota, Metazoa, Arthropoda, Insecta, Coleoptera, Chrysomelidae. The record is from the annotation of a GenBank genome assembly.
AUGGAUCAAGUAGGAGGAGAUGGGAAAAAAAUUAAAAUCAGAUCUUCUGAAGCGAUUCGUCAAGCUAGGUGGAUGGCUAGAGCUAUUUACUCUUUAAAAAUAGAUUUGUACAAAUCUCAAUUCAAAAUUAGCGCUAAUGAUAAACGAGUACUUCCAGACGUUUGUUUAUUCAUUACGGUUAUAUAUGUGAAACCAUGGCUUCAAUGUAAUCUAACGGUGAAUGCACCAAAUCAAGAUUUGUGCUUCUUAAAGAGGCUUAAGGAAUACGAACCUGUUGACAAGUUGAUCUCCAAAGCAGCCCUGAACAAGUUUACUCAACAUCCUUGGUACUUUUCAGAAGAAAUUGCGCCGUUCUAUCACUCUUUGAUGAUGAAGUUGAUGAACAAACCAAGGAAUAUAUUGUACUGA